Messenger RNA from Capsicum annuum, 2957 nucleotides. RefSeq names its product 1-(5-phosphoribosyl)-5-[(5-phosphoribosylamino)methylideneamino] imidazole-4-carboxamide isomerase, chloroplastic. The record is from RefSeq and is a predicted model, not a curated record. Gene Ontology annotation, cellular component: cytoplasm. Bases 252 to 1061 code for a protein of 269 amino acids. Gene Ontology annotation, biological process: L-tryptophan biosynthetic process; L-histidine biosynthetic process. Lineage: Eukaryota; Viridiplantae; Streptophyta; Magnoliopsida; Solanales; Solanaceae. The transcript has 10 exons. Gene Ontology annotation, molecular function: 1-(5-phosphoribosyl)-5-[(5-phosphoribosylamino)methylideneamino]imidazole-4-carboxamide isomerase activity.
AAUUCCCUCCUAUACAACAGCUCACAAACGAUACACAUACAAGAUAUACAGAUCACGUUAGGCAAGUUCGGUGUGCCCAAUUUUGAUUGAAAAGUUUUAUAGCCUCCACGUGAAAAAUCACUCACUGAAUCAACUCAGUCAAUCCUUGCGGGUUAUAAAAAUAAUUUUAGUAGUUGCAUCAUUCAACUUACCAUUAAACAGUUGCAUCAAUAUACUUCGAGGAGAUUACAGGCAUCUGGUUGAAGCUAACAAUGCAAAGUCUCCAAGCGACUUCAGCUUCAUCACUACAAAAUUUAUUCUGGGGGAAGAAUCUCAGCUAUGAAUCAUGUACUCUAAGCAGAACGCAAGAAUUCAUACCUAAUUUGAAAUUGCCUCCAUUAGGACCUCAAAGGCUAUCUGUACAAUGUGGUGUUGGUUUCCGCCCUUGCAUUGACAUACACAAGGGAAAAGUGAAGCAAAUUGUUGGAUCCACUCUUCAAGAUUCUAAGGAAGCAGAUGCAAGCCUGGUAACUAACUUUGAAUCUGACAAAUCGGCUGCAGAAUAUGCAAAGCUUUACAGAGAUGACGGCCUUGUAGGUGGCCAUGUGAUUAUGCUUGGUGCUGACCCCUUGAGCAUAGCUGCUGCAACUGAAGCAUUACAUGCUUACCCUGGUGGGUUGCAAGUUGGAGGCGGAAUCAAAACUGAAAAUGCUUUGAGUUACAUUGAAGAAGGAGCCAGCCAUGUCAUUGUCACGUCGUAUGUCUUUAACAAUGGACAAAUGGACCUUGAGAGACUGAAGGCUCUUUCUUCUCUCGUUGGAAGAAAGAGGCUUGUUUUGGAUCUUAGUUGCCGUAAAAAGGAGGGUGAGUAUGUGAUUGUUACAGACAGAUGGCAGAAGUUCAGUGACGUACAUCUCAAUGAGAAAGUCCUGAAUUUUCUGGCGGAGUACGCUGAUGAGUUUUUGGUUCAUGGCGUUGAUGUUGAAGGGAAAAAGCUGGGAAUAGAUGAGGAGCUUGUAGCAUUGCUUGGAAAGUAUUCCCCCCAUUAUAGUAGAUUCCAUCAGACAAUGCUAGUCAAAUGAAGGUCAAAAUGCAUCUUUGCCAGCAUUCAUGUUUCUUGUUUUAUCCUGAAUGCUGAAUGAGCAUUGAUCUAUUAUUAAUCUUUGAGGGAUUAUAUGAUGGCCCGGGUAUCAGAGUCGAAUCAAGUUCUUUCCAAAGCUUAACAACAACAACAUACCUAGUGUAUUCCCACAAAGUGAGGUCUGGGGAGGGUAAUGUGUACGUAGUCCAUACCACUACCUCAAAAUAGAGAGCUUGUUUCUGAUAGACCACCGGCUUAGUAUAACAAAAAAGAAAACAUUAAAGCACACAACAAAAUGGGAUAACACAUUGCUAGCUAAUACAGGAAACAAGACAACCCCAAGAUAAUACUAUAAACUAUCUAUUCAAAAUCAUAGACAUCACUGAAACACCACUAACAAGAAACUCCAGGCACAGAUACAAACAAUACAUUCUUUCCUACUGUUACGUGCGAACUCCUACCCACUAACCCUCUACCCUAAUCCACGUCCUCCACACCUUCCUAUUAAGUGUCAUGUCCUCUGUAAGCUGUAACUGCUUCAUAUCAUACCUAAUCACCUCUCUCCAAUAUUUCGUCGGCCUACCUCUACCCUGCCUAAAACCAUCCAUAACCAGCCUCUCACACCUCCGUACUGGAGCAUCCACGCACCUCUUCACCACAUGCCCGAACCAUCUUAAUCUCACUUCCCAAAUCUUGUUCUCCACCGAAGUCACUCCCACCUUUUCCCGAAUAAUCUCAUUUUUAACCCUAUCUCUCUUGUGAGUCCACAUAUCCAUCUGGAUGUAGGAGUUCUUAACUGGCCAACACUUUGCUCCAUACAACAUAGCCCGUCGAACUGCCACUCUGUAAAACUUACCUUUAAGUUUCGGAGGCACCUUCUCAUCACACAAGACUCCCGAAGCGAGCCUCCAUUUCAACCACCCUGCACCAAUACUGUGCAUGACAUCCUCAUCAAUCUCACUAUUUCCCUGAAUCAUAGACCCAAAAUACUUGAAACUCUCCCUCUUCUGAAUGGCCUAAGAAUCCAACUUCACUACCACGUCAGUCUCUUGCAACAAAUGGCUAAACUUACAUUCCAAGUACUCCGUCUUGGUCCUUCUCAACCUAAAUCCUUUAGACUCAAGGAUCUGUCUCCAAAUCUCCUAUUUAUCAUUAACUCCUCUCGAGUCUCGUCAAUCAGAAUAACAUCAUCAGCAAAUAACAUACACCAAGGCACCUCCCUUUGAAUAUGUCGCAUCAAAACAUCCACCACCAAGGCAAAUAAAAACGGGCUAAGAGUCGAUCCUUGGUUCAAUCCUGUUGACAAGAAAGUGCUCCGAAUCUCCUCUUACCGUCCUCACACGAAUCUUCGCGCUGUCGUACAUGUCCUGAAUCAACCUAGUGUACGCCACGGGCACCCCUCUAACCUCCAAGCACCUCCAUAAAAUCUCCUUGUGGAUUUUGUCGUACGUCAUCUCAAUGAACACCAUGGCAAGUCCUUCUUCCUCUGCCUAAACUGUUCCACUAAUCUCCUCACGAGGUGAAUUGCCUCAGUAGUAGAGCAACUGGCAUGAAACCGAAUUGAUUCUCGGAAAUAGUCACAAUCCUCCUCAGCCUCAAUUCUACCGCCCUUUGCCGAAGCUUAAAAGAAUAUGAAAUGGAGUGGCAAGAAGAGUCAAAUCUACUUUCUCAAUGUUUUGUCAAUGGACCACUUGGCUAAAGUGAAACAUUAUCAUGCGAAUUGUUACCAUCUAGAGGGCUGCCUUACCCUGCAUUUGCGAGAGGCUGUUUUCACAGCUUGAACCCUGCGACCUCCUAGUCACAUGGCAGCAACUUUACCUGAUACACCAGGCCCCCCUUCAACUUGUUUCCACCUGUGCCAUAAAUAAUCAUAGCUAUUCUGUAUUAAUGCCAGUGC